AUGGAGGAAAACGGUGAAAUGAAAUUUCAUAUUGAGACACUAAACACAAUGCGUGCUAAAUAUAAAGGAAAUACAAGACCUAAACGUUCGAACUCGUUAUAUUGCAGUUACCAAAAAGUGUAUAAAUUAGAUCAAAAACGUCAAAAACGUCAAAAACGUUCCAACUCAUUACCCACAAAUUUUGGAAAUGGACAUAAAAACUUUUCUGAAUCAGGUUUUAAUAAAUGCUCCUCACUUUAUUAUGGAUGUUAUAAUGAUAUAAACGACCAAGUUCUUAGGGCAUCACAUAUGAUUAAUCCGAUUAAUCCAGACUAUUUGUCAUUCAAUGAUAAUGUUGACAUUUCAUUAUGUGUUGAUAAUUUAUCGAUCACCUCGCAUGUGGAAAAUUCUAUUGCCAGAGGCGGUAAUGCUCUCGAACAAUUAGCUUUAAACCAGGAAUUUAGUAUGAAUGACAUGUAUAAUACCAUUGAAUUGAACACGUCAGCCUUGCAGCUAUUUUACCAAAAUGGAGUUUUUAUUAUAUAA
This is a messenger RNA of Dentiscutata erythropus, 525 nucleotides long. NCBI's taxonomy places the organism in Eukaryota, Fungi, Glomeromycota, Glomeromycetes, Diversisporales, Gigasporaceae. The record is from the annotation of a GenBank genome assembly.